Molecule: messenger RNA, 2833 nt
Organism: Schistosoma guineensis
Lineage: Eukaryota; Metazoa; Platyhelminthes; Trematoda; Strigeidida; Schistosomatidae
Source: the annotation of a GenBank genome assembly
GUAGGUGUAGACUACGUGGUUGGGGACCGCGAGAUGAUAGCAACCGAUGGUUAGAGACCCUGAAUGACAUGGCUCAAAAUCGUUUACAAUGGCGCAGGUGCAUCCACUCUUUGUGCUCUCCCAAAUUCUAAUCUUCUGAAUUCUUCAUGUCUCUUUCUUUUUCCUCUUUCCAAAUUUAUUUCACUGGAUUAUGCUCUUUAAAUAACACCUCCAAACCCUAAUUUUUCUGAUUACAGCUUUUAAUUUUACUACAUGUAGCACUACGGGAUUUGAAUCGACCACUGCAUCUCUAUGCUAAUGUGGUGUGGCAACUCGAACUGAUGUACGUGCGUACGAAUUUCUACGUUGUUACUGACUGACUAUAAGUGAGCAGAAACUUUUGGAAAAUCUAGCCGGUUUUUCCUAAUAUCAAAAACAUAGUCUACUUAGGGGAGUUGGAAAAUCCAGUCCAACAAGUUAUAUGGGCUGCAUUAUUCUAAAGAGACAGAUGGCGUGGAAACUUAUUUUGAUAACCGGAUACCAUGGAUUAAAUCCUCAGAUUGAAGGUUCAGGAAGUGGUCUUCGAAGAAAGUCACCUACGAUUUGGGAAUCCGAGUGGCUUCUCAACCUUCCCUCUGCAUAUAUACAUGCAUUUACUUUUCUUUAUUUGCAACACAUUGAUUCUGGUACAUUUGGACACGAAAUAAAUCAUGCCACACAAAUGAAGUGAAGAACUUCAGAAGAGAAGGGAAGCAAAAUAAGUAAAUAAACGGACAAGAUUAAUAGAUACAGUUUGGUUUAAAAUGCAGAUAAGAAAGUUUUCAUACAGUUAAAGGAAUUAGACUCCCUUUUAUGAAGAAUGUAAUAGGACACUACAGUAAGAUUUCCAUACUGAUGUACACUAAUUGCUAACUGAUUAAUUACUGUUUAGAUAGUAUGUACAUCGUCAGAAGGUAAAACAAUCUUAGCUGCCCACUCAAGGUCAGAGAGUCUUCUUUCAGAGGUGUUCCCGGAAUUUCAUCUGCGAUAAGUUAAAGAGGAAGGAGAUAUUUGAACUAUGGAGAGACGUAAUUGUAUAACAUCACUCUGUCUGAGGCUGUUUUAUGCAGAUUUUUAGAGAUGUUAGCACACAUAUAUUGAUCAUUUUAUCAUUUCCUAAUUUUUUCAAGGUUAUUCAAGAGAUUGGUUAUAAUUGCUCUGCAGACAUUUGGUCAUUAGGUAUAACUGCUAUUGAAAUGGCCGAUGGUAAACCUCCAUUAGCUGAUAUUCAUCCUAUGCGUGCACUGUUUAUGAUCCCGAGUCAGCCUGCUCCAGCUUUACGUAAACCUAGCAAUUGGUCAUUGGAAUUUCGUGCAUUUAUUGCAGCAUGUUUGGCGAAAUCACCUGAAGCGCGUCCUACGGCAGCAGCUUUACUACAAACUGAAUUUAUCCGUAAUGCAAAACCUUGUUCAAUAUUAUUACAACUAAUUAAUGAAGCCAACGAAGCGAGAGAAAGACGUCUUCUACAACAACAACAACAACAAACAUCUACGCCUGAUACACCGAUUUCCGAUGUUAAACGACGUCAUUCAGUAAUGAAUAAAAUUGAUGAAAAUCAAGUUAAAUCUAAACAAAAUCAAUUAUCUCAAGAUGAUGUUGAUGAUAAUUUACAUACAAUGGUUCGUUCAAAUUCAACAUCUAGUCGAACUGCGAACAAUAAUAUUAACUGUAAUAAUAAUAAUGAAUCUGGUUUGGAUAUUGAUGGUGCGGCAACUUUAGUUUCAUUAUGCUCAAACGAAGAUCGCACAAAUCAUCAUAAUGACGGUGAUGAUGAUGAUGAUGACGAUGACAAUGGUAGUUUUAUACGUCAUCACGAUGAUGAAACAAAUGUCAAUAAUGCCUAUAUAUCUUCCGGUAAUCUUGAUACAAUGGUUGUCAAUGAUGGCGGGGAAAGUGAAGAAGAUAGUGGUUCUGUUGUGGUACAUGAUACAACUGGUGGUUCGUCCGAUGGACUAGAUGAUGCAGAACGCGAUCAACGUGAAGCUUUCGAAUUACUAGACGCUGCUCUCCCACCGGCUGUGCCUACUGAAGGUACACUAACUAGGAGAAUUGAUAAGGCCGUAAAAAUGGUAAAUAAUAUCGGUUGUGAACAACAAUCAAAUGAUAUAAAUAAUAAUAUGAAUAUAGGCGGUGGUAUUGGUCAUGCUCCACCAUUUAUCCAAAGACCAUUUGCACCAUUUUCUCGUGCUAUUCAACAAUCUGGUCUUUAUACAAAUGGAUUAACUAAUGAACCAGGUUCUUUAAGUCGUUUAUCUUAUACAGAAUUGGAACAAUUACUUAUAUCAUUAACAAAUGAUUUAGAAACAGAAUUAAGAAAUUUAGCUGUUCGUUAUCGUCAUAAACGUCAACCAUUAUUAGAUGCAAUUGCAGAGAAAACAGCACAAGCAUCAAUAAAAACAACUAAUACUAUAAAUAAUGAUAUAACAUCAAAAUCUAAUCCAAUUACUCAAUGUUAAUCAUUGUUUACUUAAUUCAUUUCAUUAUUAUCUAUUUAGUUUUUAUUGCAUGGUAACCAUUGAUAACCCUAUCAUCAUUGAUUUCAAAUAUAUUUCACCCUCUUUCUUUUUUCUCUUUGUUGUUUACUUAUGAUUAUUUAUCGUUUAUUCCUCUUUUUGUCCUUCAAUGAAUUUGUGUUCAUUUACGAACGAUUGAUAGAAGAUAGGAAAUGUGUUAUUUCUUAGUUAAUUAAUUUUCAUCAUCAUUAUCAUCUCAUGCUUAGUUUAUAUUUGUUUUCUAUUGACAACUGUAUAUUAAUCUUGUAUAUUUACAUGAAUAUAUAUACUUCAAUAAAUGGCAUUUUAUUCAUUAUAGUUUA